AUGGCUGAAAACGAAAAUGACUGGGAUUUAUGGGCAAUUGUGAGAAGUUGCAGCAAGAUGAACAACUCUGUUAGUGCUCUUGUCGAUCACGGUGUUCAUGAGGAUGGCAACUCUGCUCUUGUUGAUCACAGUGUUCAUGGGGAUGGCAACUCUGUUAACACAAUUCUUUUCCAAGAAGAAAGUAAUAGUGUUGGUGAUUUUAGAGACGCAUUCGCCAUGGAAAACAAGCGUUACUUUGGGUUAGAUGAAGUUAUCAAAAAUGAGGAGAAGAAGAAGAAGAAGGCGAGUUACUUGAUGCAAAGUUCAAGUACUGAGUCAGGCAACAUGUUUAUUUACCAUGGAAAGAUAAAUGAAAGACAUGAAAUAUUGGCUGAGGAAUUGAGUAAGGCGGAUCAUGGGAGAUGGAGAAAGUAUACGACGAGUCCAACUGGAAAGAGCUACUAUUCGUGUACUGAAGUUAAAAAUUGUCCAGCAAAGAGACGUGUUGAGAAAAGCUCAAAAGACCCAACCAAGGUGAUCGUAACUUACAGAGGCCAACACAAUCACCCUCCUCCUUAA
Molecule: messenger RNA, 558 nt
Organism: Solanum verrucosum
Lineage: Eukaryota; Viridiplantae; Streptophyta; Magnoliopsida; Solanales; Solanaceae
Product: WRKY transcription factor 22-like
Exons: 2
Coding region: 1-558 (185 amino acids)
Biological process (GO): regulation of DNA-templated transcription
Molecular function (GO): sequence-specific DNA binding; DNA-binding transcription factor activity
Source: RefSeq, a predicted model, not a curated record